Messenger RNA from Miscanthus lutarioriparius, 1485 nucleotides. NCBI's taxonomy places the organism in Eukaryota, Viridiplantae, Streptophyta, Magnoliopsida, Poales, Poaceae. The record is from the annotation of a GenBank genome assembly.
AUGGCUCAGAUGAUCUCCACCAUGCCCAUUCUGGACGCCGUCCCGGCCGCGUCCGCCAUUAUGGCGCCCAAACUGCAGGCCGCCGCCGCCGCCUGCCUGGACGCGCCGCCCUCGGGCAUCACCGUCGUGUCGAGGCAGCACGUUCGCCCGGACGCCGCGUCGGCGAUCGGUGACCUCACGCUGUCCGUCUCCGACCUGCCCAUGCUGUCGUGCCACUACAUCCAGAAGGGGCUCUUCUUCCCGGCCCCCGACCUGCCCAUGCCCUCGCUCGUGUCGCUCCUCCUGUCGUCGCUGUCGCGGGCGCUCGCCGUCGUCCCGGCCCUCGCCGGCCGCCUCGUCACGCUGCCCGACGACCGCAUCGUCAUCCGCUGCAACGACGCGGGCGUGGAUUUCCUCCACGCCGUCGCACCCAGCCUGUCACUUGACGACUUUCUCGUCCCUGACUCCGACGUGCCCACCAAGCUGACAAAGGACUUGUUCCCCAUGGACCGGACCGUGAGCUACGAAGGCCACCGUCGCCCGCUCACGUCGUUCCAGGUCACCGUGCUCGGUGACGGCGCCGUCUUUAUCGGCAUCGUCGCCAACCACGCCGUCGUGGACGGUACCUCCUUUUGGCAAUUCUUCAACACCUGGGCGGCCAUCUGCCGCGGCGAGUCACCCAAGGUGCCGGACUUCCGCCGAAACUUCUUUGGCGAGUCCACUGCCGUCCUCCGCUUCCCCGGCGGCGUCGGCCCGUCGGUGACCUUCGAUGUGGACGCGCCUCUCCGUGAGCGCGUCUUCCACUUCAGCGCUGACGCAAUUCGCGAGCUGAAAGCAAUAGCCAACCGUCGUCCGAGCGGUGGCCAGGACGCGGAGGUUUACGGCAAGAUGGCGCAUGACCCCGAGAAUCCCCAAGUGCGCGGGGAGAUCUCGUCGUUCCAGUCGCUUUGCGCGCAGAUAUGGCUCGCGGUGACGCGUGCCCGGAAACGCCUGGCGCCCGACGCGACGACGACGUUCCGAAUGGCGGUGAACUGCCGGCACCGGCUGCAGCCGGCCAUCUCACCUGUCUACUUUGGCAACGCCAUCCAGAGCGCUGUGACGAUGGCGACGGUGUCGGAGCUGGCUCGCAGCGAUCUACGCUGGGCCGCGGGCAAGCUGAACGAGAGCCUCGCGGCGUACGGCGACGGCACGAUCCGGCGCGCGGCGGCGGCGUGGCAGGCCGCACCCCGGUGCUUCCCACUGGGCAACCCCGACGGCGCGGUGAUCACGAUGGGGAGCUCGAACCGGUUCCCGAUGUACGAGGGCAACGACUUCGGGUGGGGCCGGCCCCUCGCGGUGCGGAGCGGGCGCGCCAACAAAUUCGACGGCAAGAUGUCGGCGUUCCCGGGACGCGCCGGGGACGGCAGCGUGGACAUCGAGGUGUGCCUGCCCCCGGAAACCAUGGCGGCGCUGCUCCGCGACGCCGAGUUCAUGCAGUACGUGUCGUGCCCGUCGCAUCUGUUGUGA